GUCACGUUAGUUUCUGUCUGACAGAUCCCCCACCAUGUUUGUGGCUUUGGUACUGCUGUGUCAACUCCACACGACGGUGUUUGCGUUUCCGCACUGCGCAGAGAAAUUAAGUGACCUGAAGCACCCGGAUUCGAAAGAUGUGUUCACAUCAGCAAAGGAGGCUAAUUUAUUCAUUGGACGACAUCUUCUGUACAACAGAUUUGAUUUUGAAGCAUUCACACCGGAUAACCUGGAAAGAGAAUGCUUUGAAGAGCAGUGCAAUUAUGAAGAAGCCAGAGAAGUAUUUGAAGACCCUGAUAAAACGAUGGAUUUUUGGAAAGAGUAUUUAAGUAAAGGCCCUAAAAUAAAAACAGGUGAUGAAGCACUACAAAAGAUUAAUGUUACAGGACUUCUCAUCAGUCUAGUUGCUGCUGGAGUAAUAUUAGUCAUAAUUGGACUGCUUAUCUUCUACUGCUGCAGAAGUAGAUGCAAAUCAAGGCAACCACCAGGGCACUUGGAUUAUGUAAGAAGUAGAAGACGUAAUUCUACCAGCAUCUUCAGAAGGCAUGAAGAAUUUUCUUUAAAUCCACUUCCUCUCAGAACUGAUGAAUCAGGACUACCAACUUAUGAGCAAGCAGUUACUUCAGGUGGACAGCACGAUGUACCACCACCCCCUUACCCAGGGCCCCCAAAAGGGGCACGGGUGUUUAGAAAGUCCAUGUCACUCCCUGCCCCUUAGCUACAACCCUCCUUCUGGUGAGAGGGGGUAUUACUGAAGCAUAACAUACUUUUUUAAAGUGCGCUACCUUGCAUAUUGCAAGACAGUUUACAAAAAUGUGAAAGAUCUUUAGCAUAACUAGGAGCAACUGAAAAUCCCAUUUGGGAGAAGUGAUCUGUUACAACGACUGCUGGACUAUUCUUUGCAUGAGGUUAUUGCGCUAAGAUGAGGGAAUGUAUCAAGAUUAAGUCUUGUACUGUUACACUCUUCCACAUGCACUUUGAGCCAUCCCAUCAUACUAUUGAUGUUUCAUUAAUAGUUUCAUCUUGUUUCUUUAGAAGGAACAGUAUUUUAAUUGGUUUCAUAGACACUAACCAUUUUUGUGACUUGAUGCUUUCAAUCGCUAAGAAAUCUACUUUAUUUUUUGAUGUAUUCACUUUACUGCUGUGUAAUUUUCUAUUCAUUCUAGUAAUAGAUUUGAGUAUAAAAAUUAUUUCAUGAGUUGAUCAAGUGUAAAUGUGUUACUACUUCUGGAAUACAUUGGCUUGUUUUAGACAUUGCUGGUUAA
Oxyura jamaicensis (ruddy duck) is the source of this 1265-nucleotide messenger RNA. It is a transcript of the gene PRRG4, whose product is annotated as proline rich and Gla domain 4. NCBI's taxonomy places the organism in Eukaryota, Metazoa, Chordata, Aves, Anseriformes, Anatidae. Gene Ontology annotation, molecular function: calcium ion binding. The record is from RefSeq and is a predicted model, not a curated record. Gene Ontology annotation, cellular component: extracellular region. The transcript has 5 exons. Bases 35 to 718 code for a protein of 227 amino acids.